Molecule: messenger RNA, 553 nt
Organism: Asparagus officinalis (garden asparagus)
Lineage: Eukaryota; Viridiplantae; Streptophyta; Magnoliopsida; Asparagales; Asparagaceae
Product: ruvB-like protein 1
Exons: 5
Coding region: 1-354 (117 amino acids)
Biological process (GO): regulation of transcription by RNA polymerase II; box C/D snoRNP assembly; chromatin remodeling
Cellular component (GO): R2TP complex; Swr1 complex; NuA4 histone acetyltransferase complex
Molecular function (GO): ATP binding; DNA helicase activity
Source: RefSeq, a predicted model, not a curated record
AUGGAAUGUUUUUCUUACCUAAAUCGUGCUUUUGAGAGCUCGAUAUCGCCGAUAGUUAUAUUUGCUACGAACAGAGGAGUAUGUAAUGUAAGAGGAACUGAUAUGACUAGUCCACAUGGCAUACCUGUAGAUCUGCUGCAUUGUCUUGUAAUAAUUCGAACAGAAACUUAUGGCCCUACUGAAAUGAUUCAGAUACUGGCCAUUCGUGCGCAGGUUGAAGAGCUGGUAAUUGAUGAAGAAAGUCUAGCUUAUCUGGGUGGGUUGAAGCCGUCAGCGAGUUUCUUUCUGUUUUACACUCUAGCCCAUACAUUCAUGGACAACAACAGACAGAAGAAACAAAGAAUGCAGAUGUAAAUGGACCAAAAGGUAUAAUUAGCUCCAUCGGCAUCUCAAUCGUUGUUGGAUGGGCCUACCUCCUUGGCAUCCCAUGUUUGUUGAUCAGUUGGCAAGGAUAAACGUUUCCGAAUUAUAUCUCAUAUGUUUGUAAGGACCAGAAGAUCUAACCAUGUUUGUUGAUCAGUUUAACAUAGCUCAAAUAAACUUUUCCGAAUUA